Anguilla anguilla (European eel) is the source of this 2197-nucleotide messenger RNA. It is a transcript of the gene b4galnt1b, whose product is annotated as beta-1,4-N-acetyl-galactosaminyl transferase 1b. Lineage: Eukaryota; Metazoa; Chordata; Actinopteri; Anguilliformes; Anguillidae. Bases 392 to 1984 code for a protein of 530 amino acids. The transcript has 12 exons. Gene Ontology annotation, molecular function: hexosyltransferase activity. The record is from RefSeq and is a predicted model, not a curated record. Gene Ontology annotation, biological process: ganglioside biosynthetic process. Gene Ontology annotation, cellular component: Golgi membrane.
CGGCCGCUUGAAGCGCCAUCACGCCUUUAUGAAGAAGAUGGGCCGAAUCAGGAGAGCGACUGCAGCAGCACAGUGCAAUAGGGUCGUAACAAUAUUACACCCAUAGUGACACGCAGGCAGUUUUGUUUUAAUUUUGAACAGGACUUGUUGUUCUGGCGUCAUUUUGAGGAAAGGACAGCCUUUGCUUUGAUGACGUGUUGAAGUCCGGCAUGCGCAGAUGGGACGGCGGCUGCUCUGGACCUUCGCGUUUGCACCCGUGGAACUGUGGAGGAAGGACGGAUCGUGCCCAAGAUCGCCGCUCCUCUUGCUCAGACUGGAUCGAGGCUAAUGGGGAAGACACCAGUGACCAUAUUGUGCCCUGAUCAAUGAUCAUACUCAACAGGUGUCCAGGAUGUAUUCCCUGCGGAAGACAGUGUUGCUGGUGAUUGUGGCCUCAGUGCUGCUGGUGGCAGCCCUUCUCCGCUCCUGGACGCCGAGGACCUACACCACCGUGGACGUCCGGCAGAGACCAGGGAACAGCGUGGAGCGGCUCCUGGAGGAGAGGCUGCAGGACUCUGACCAGCGAUACAGCAGCAUACCGUACCAUCUGAAGGAGAGCGUAGCUGGCCUGCUCGCCCGGAACGGCUGCGCGUGCGAGGGGGAGGGCGGGGGGGUCCGCCUGCCCUUCGCCCAGCUGCUGUUCCCGCGGGUGUCGGCCCACCCCCUGCACACGGCCUUCGAGCCCUCGGAGCUGGAGGAGCUGAAGCGCCGCCGCGCCCAGGAGUACCACGGCUUCCAGAUGAGGUCCCAGACACCUGCGGAUCUGCUUAUUGUAGCAGAAGCCAACAGCCCCCUGCAGUACCCCACCCAGGGGGUUGAGGUGCGCCCCCUGAAAACCAUCCUAAUCCCGGGGCUGGCGCUACAAGAACCACCCAGAGAUCUUCACUCGGUGAACUUCACUGCCACCCUGGGAACGUUCAACGUGGCCGCAGAAGUGGACGGAGUAAAGAUAAAAGGCGAUGGGGAAAUGCACAUGACCCUCUCCAGCAACCUGCUGCCAAACCUGAACCGACAGCUGCAGUUUGUCACCUACACCAACACCCUCUUCCACCCCAGCACUGCCGACACAGUGCAGUUUGAGACCGAUGGACACCAGGCGAUGUUCACAGUCAAGGUCCGUCAUGGCGUCACCCCAAAACUAUAUAACCCUGGACCAAAGGGAGAAUACAAUAUCAGUGCGCUAGUCACCAUAGCAACCAAAACAUUCCUGCGCUACGAGAAGCUGCAGAAUCUGAUUGACAGCAUACGGCGGUAUUACCCCACCGUCACCAUAGUGAUCGCGGACGACAGCGAGCACCCGAAGCCCGUGACCGGCCCUUACAUCGAGCAUUACAUCAUGCCUUUUGGGAAGGGCUGGUUCGCGGGGCGCAACCUGGCCGUUUCCCAGGUGACCACCAAGUACGUCCUGUGGGUGGACGACGACUUCAUCUUCACGGGCAGCACCAAGCUGGAGAAGCUGGUGGACGUGCUGGAGAGCACCACCCUGGACCUGGUGGGCGGAGCCGUGCGGGAGGCCACGGGUUACACCGCCACCUACAGGCAGACGAUAUCCAUCGAGGCCGGGGAGGAGGAAGGCGACUGCUUGCACAUGCGCAGGGGCUUCCACCACGUCGUCCAGGGAUUCCCCAACUGCGUCAUCACCGAUGGUGUCAUCAACUUCUUCCUGGCUCGGACCGACAAGGUCCAGCAAGUGGGCUUCGACCCCCGGCUGGCGCGGGUCGCUCACCUGGAGUUUUUUAUCGACGGCUUGGGGUCCCUCCACGUGGGCUCCUGCGACGACGUAAUCGUCGGCCACGCCACCAAGAUCAAGCUGCCUUGGGGCCAGUCGGAGAGCGACAAGACGUACGCCAAGUUCCGCUACCCGCCGGCCUCCUCCGACGCCACGCACACCAAGAACGGCCUGCUCUACUUCAAGAACCGCUUCCAGUGUUUGACUCACAACUGAGCCCCCUGCCCCUCACCGCUCCUGCUCCCUUUCUCAAUGACCCCCGACUGAGCUGCCAAAGAAGGUCCCUUUCCUGUGUGAGACCCAGAAGCUAUUCCGUAUUCUUUUUGGUUUUUUUUGGUUUAUUUUUCAGGAAGACCGCCGGCCCCCAUUAAGUUAUAGUGCCGUGAAUAUAAAAGUGUGACUCUCCUCCCUACACCCCCCCCCCCCACA